GUGAAGUUUCAACCACGUGGUGGUGUUUACAGAUCUACUGCUCAGGCUGGAAUGGCUGCAUUGAUGCUUCAGAUUGAGCAGGGACAGAGUGGCUUCAACUCAACACUGGAAGGGCCCUAUGGCACAAAGAGAGUGGUGUAUGCAGACUACACAGCGUCUGGGAAGCCUCUGAGGUUCAUAGAGGAGUACCUGCAGCAGGAGGUGAUGCUGACCUACGGCAACACUCACACCACCACCUCCCUCACCUCACGGCAGACCACCUAUUACAGAGAGGAGGCUAGGUUGAUCAUCCGGAACGCUGUAAACGCAUCAGAGAAUGACAGUGUCCUGUUCACUGGGAGUGGGUGCACCAGUGCCGUGCAUAAGCUCAUCCAUUCUCUAGGAUUGACCAACUCUUCACAACUUCCAGUUGUCUUUGUGAGUCCAUUUGAGCAUCACUCUAACUUGUUGCCAUGGAGAGAGGUUGGAGCCGAGAUAGUAUGGAUACACCAAACAGCGGAGGGUCAAGCAGACAAAGGUCACCUUGAGGAGAAACUCAAGUACUACAGUGGUAGUGGUCGUCUGCUGAUAGGAGCUCUGAACGCUGGCUCCAACAUCACCGGAGUCCUCACUGACACUGACACAUUCUCCUCCCUCCUCCACCGCUACGGGGCACUGGCCUUCUGGGACUAUGCUGCAGUGGCUCCGUAUGUGAAGAUUGACAUGAACCCGGUUAGUGUGAGUGCAGACAGAGAUCGUGUCUACAAAGAUGCCAUCUAUUUCUCUGUACACAAGUUUGUUGGCGGCCCAGGCUCUCCAGGAGUUUUAGUAGCCAAAAAGGACCUAUUUAAGAACAGCACCCCCCAUGGCUGUGGAGGGGGCACCGUGUUCUUUGUGACCCCCUCAUCUCAUCGCUACUUCCAGGAAGUGGAACUAAGAGAGGAGGGGGGCACUCCUGAGAUCCUGGGUUCGAUACGGGCGGGGCUAGCGGUCCAACUCAAGGAGAGUGUGGGGAGUGAGGUCAUCAUGUCUCGAGAGGAACGUCUUACACGACUGGCCUUCAGAGAGUGGGCGGAUGUGAGGGAGCUGGUGAUUGUGGGACCAGACAUGUCCGUCUCCAGGUUACCCAUAUUCUCGUUCCUCGUCCGACACCCUCAGAGUGGACUCUUCCUCCAUCACAACUUUGUCUGUGCCCUACUCAACGAUCUGUUUGGUAUCCAGGCACGGGGAGGGUGCUCUUGUGCUGGACCCUAUGCACAGAAUCUUCUGGGGAUAAAUGAGGAGAUGGCAAAAAACUACGAGAGCCUGGUGAUGGAAGACAGUCGAUUGGAUAGGGUUCACUUGAGACGUUACCACGAGUAUUCUGAGAGGGAGAUUCUGAGGCCUGGGCUAACUCGACUCAGUCUCCCGUACUUUAUGAGCGAUGAGGCUGCAGAUUAUGUCGUUAGUGCAGUUACCAUGUUAGCCAAGCAUGGAUGGAAACUAUUACCUCAAUACAUUGGAGACCCGGAGAGUGGUCAGUUCAGACAAUGGCGGGAUCAUCCAAGCACUCGUCGAAAGUGGCUCAGUUCUGUUACCCUGAGAGACGGCCGGCUGUCCUAUCAGAGGUCACCCCCUCCAGCCACACCCUCUUACCAGGAGAUGUUGUCCGUUGCUAGUGAAGUAUUUGAGGCCGCUCUACAGUGUAAAGCCGAGUCCAGUCUCCGUGGCGACCAAUUCCUGAGUGACAAGGCUAGAGGCAUGAGAUGGUUCCUGCUCCCCUCAGAAGCUCAGCUGUACCUCUCUGGUGAUAUCCCCACUCCACCACCCCCUACCCCUCCCUUUGUGCCCAGGGACUUCAGGAGCUAUGGUAACCAGUCACCAACAGACCCAGCAGUAGCUGAAGCAACUGAACAGUGUCCACCUGUUGGAGAGAGUGGUGAGGAGAAGAGUGGCUCUGUGAGAUUCCACAGUCCUCCAAAGGCCAUCUUCAAACCAACUGCUGAGGCGAUAGACGAGUUCAAGAUGAUAGGAGACGGAGACAGGGUUCUUGUGUGUCUGUCUGGAGGAAAGGAUUCCCUGUCACUGCUGCACACACUCCACCAAUACCAGUACCUAGCCAAGGGGAAGGGUAACAACUUUGAACUAGGAGCUGUCACUGUUGACCCUCAAACCUCCGCCUAUGAUCCACACCCUCUGAUAGAGUACCUUGCAGCACUCAAGCUCCCCUACUUCUACGAGGAACAAGGUAUUCUCCAGCAGGCAGAGACCCUCCCUGAGGUUGCCUCCAUUUGCAGCUUUUGCUCUAGAAUGAAGCGAGGUCGACUCUACGCCUGUGCUCGUAGGGAGGGCUACAACGUGCUGGCUAUGGGACAGCAUCUCGACGAUCUAGCCGAGAGCUUUCUCAUGUCUGCAUUCCACAAUGGCUUCCUGAGAACAAUGAAGGCCAACUACACAGUUAAGGAGGGAGAUUUGAGAGUUAUACGACCAUUUGUUUUUGUCAGGGAAAAUCACCUCAGACAGUUUGCAGACAAAGCAAAAUUACCCGUUAUUACUGAAAACUGCCCUGCCUGCUUCGAGGCCCCUAAGGAGCGUCACCGAGUGAAGCAGCUGUUGGCAGCUCAAGAGCUCCUCUACCCUCGACUGUACGCUAGUCUCCUGGCCGCCCUCAAGCCACUCAUGGCCCGGGACAGGACUGGACUGGAGGGUGGGGCCACUGCAGCAGCUGAGUAGCUAGUCGGUGCACCCUAGCCUUUACAUGUGAUAUGCAUGAACUGUUCAGUAAUCAUUUUUUGGAGAACAUUUUUUGUUUAGUUA
This is a messenger RNA of Halichondria panicea, 2775 nucleotides long. RefSeq lists its product as uncharacterized. Lineage: Eukaryota; Metazoa; Porifera; Demospongiae; Suberitida; Halichondriidae. The record is from RefSeq and is a predicted model, not a curated record. Bases 52 to 2691 code for a protein of 879 amino acids. The transcript is spliced from 20 exons.